Messenger RNA from Sebastes umbrosus (honeycomb rockfish), 1524 nucleotides. RefSeq names its product HIRA interacting protein 3 (gene hirip3). Gene Ontology annotation, cellular component: nucleus. Bases 82 to 1386 code for a protein of 434 amino acids. The record is from RefSeq and is a predicted model, not a curated record. The transcript is spliced from 8 exons. NCBI's taxonomy places the organism in Eukaryota, Metazoa, Chordata, Actinopteri, Perciformes, Sebastidae.
UGGUCUGGGUCUGACGUCACUUCCAGUCACUUCCGGGGUCUUUCCGCCGCCAAAACAUAAAAAAGAAGCAUAAUAAUAAAGAUGGUGUCCGAGGAGGAGGCGGCGGGAAUCAGCAGCUUCGUGUUCAGUGAACUCCGCGAUGAGCCGGACCUCAGCACACUGACCUUAGGCAUCUUAAAAAAACGAUAUCUGGCACAUGUGCGAUGUGAAUCAUUAACUCCAGAGGCCAAAAGUAUCAUGAAACGGGUGGUUGAAGAGGAACUGAUGAAAAUGCAGGACAAUGAUGGAACUGGAAGUGAGUCGGAGACCACGAAGCCCCGUAACAAAAGGAAGAGAGAAAAGGAAAAUGACGAGGUGAUAAGUGGGAGAGACGAUGAUGAUGAAUCCACAGCAAAGAAAUCCCGUCAUCGGUCAAGCUCAUCAUCAGAAUCGGAGGACAAAGACGACCGCAAAACAGGAAGUGAGCAGAGCGAGGAGGAAGAGGAAAUCAAAUCUGAAUCUGAGGAUGCAGAGGAAGAGGUGAACAAGUCACAGCGAAAGACAAACGGUAAACAACCGAUAAGCGGUGACGGCUCAACAGAUGAGGAGAUGAAUAAGUCGGUGAAAAAAGGGGACGAGAGUGACUGCGAUGAGAGUCCAAGAAAAACAGUGAUAAAAAAGAAGAGUACAAGUCGAGGAAAGAAAACGCCACCGAGCGAUGAAGAGGAUGAAACUGACUCGGAUAGCAAGUCAGAAAAGAGCGACAAAAUCAACGGCAAUGACUCGUCAGAUGACAGUGAAAAAGAAGAAAAAGUCUUGGUGGAAAAGGAAAACGAGGAUCCAGACUCUGAUUCAUCGUCCCUCCCCUCGCUGGAGGAUGAACAGAAGAGUGUAAAAGAAACAACACAAGAUGAUAAAGAGAAGAAAACGAGGAAAAAAGAGGAGAAAAAAGAGAAGAAGAGCGCCAAAGGUCCGAAGGAUUACGACAAAUCCGUCGUGAGGCUCAAGCGGUACCUUUUUCUCUGUGGCGUGCGGCCGAACUACAAGAAGCUCCUGGACGGCUGCCGCUCCGUUCGCUCCAUGGUGGCUGUUCUGAAGAAGCAGCUGGAAGAUCUCGGUGUUCACGGUCAGCCAUCUAUUAAGAAAUGUAGAAAAGCCAGAGAGAACAGAGAGGAGACUCAGGAACUAGCUGGUCUUGAUAUCAGCAACAUCAUCGCCACAACAGGUCGACCGAAACGCACCUCAGCGUGGCAGAAACGACCCGACCCUCCGUCCUCUACGUAUCUGCGCUCUCUGAACUCUGGCUCAGACAGUGACAUGGAAAACGACGCCCACAGGGGGCGCCGGAGAGCCAACCACUGGGCCAACCUGCAGGGCGUCAUCAGUGACGACGCAGACAGCGACUGAAUGUGAUGCCUCCUCUUGGAUAUGGACAUUCCUUUUCCUUUGUACAUGUUGGGUUUACACUUAUUGUAAUAUACUAUUACUAAGCAUUUCAUAAACCUUUUGCAAAAAAAAAAAGUAAAUUAUAUUGUAAUGUAAAAU